Messenger RNA from Toxotes jaculatrix (banded archerfish), 408 nucleotides. RefSeq names its product NADH dehydrogenase [ubiquinone] 1 beta subcomplex subunit 1-like. The transcript is spliced from 3 exons. The record is from RefSeq and is a predicted model, not a curated record. Lineage: Eukaryota; Metazoa; Chordata; Actinopteri; Toxotidae. The coding region runs from base 97 to 273 and encodes 58 amino acids. Gene Ontology annotation, cellular component: mitochondrion.
UGACCACGGCGCAGAUGCACAGUUGGUAAAGUCCAAUGUCCUCUGCCUGGUGAGUGAAGAGCAGAAGGCCACGGCUUAGUGUUAAAAAAAGGAACCAUGGUCAACUUCGUAGCACUUGCGCGUGAGCACUGGGUGAACAUAUUGGUGCCGAUGGGCUUUGUGAUUGGAUGGUAUCUUGACAAACAACAGGACCAGAAGUUGACAGCUUUCAGGAACAAAAGUGUUUUGUUCAGCAGGGAGCUGAAGCCUGGUGAGGAGGUGACCUGGAAGUAGACUGCGCCUGCGUUUCCUGUCAUCUGUGGUGUGAAUGACUGAUGUGUGGCCUCUGAAUCUGAUUAUUUAAGAAGACUCUUAUACUUCUGCUUUUGAGUUGUAUCAACCAGUAAUAAACAUGCCCUUUCUCACCAA